Molecule: messenger RNA, 701 nt
Organism: Phytophthora nicotianae INRA-310
Lineage: Eukaryota; Oomycota; Peronosporomycetes; Peronosporales; Peronosporaceae
Exons: 2
Coding region: 423-701 (92 amino acids)
Source: RefSeq, a predicted model, not a curated record
AACGAUGAACACCUCGGACCUGAAGUUACCAGAAGACCUGGAAGAUGUGACUCUGUCGGACGUCGUGGAGCUCUUGGGGCGUUCUGGAUAAUGAUGCAAGCCAUGAUCUUCAAAGCGGCCCGAAGGAAGUCAAACCUGGUGAGUCGAAUGCCACAGCAAAAUCCCGUCCGAGACCGAAAAAGGCAUCAAAUCAACCGUCCAGAAAAUGAAAGAACAAGCCAGACUACUCGACUCAACGACUACGUCGGAGAAAGGCAGAGGCAAUUGAACUAAGCAGACAAAUCCCUAUCCUAGAGGAGUGACUGGCACGAGUGAAACACCCUCGUACCGUCGACGGCGAGCGAGGAAUUUCGCCACAACAGCGGAAACAGCGCAGCAAUCCAUGGGCGUCAACUGCGCUGGAAGAGUUUCGCAAGCGUCGUAUGGCUGAGACCAUCAACAGAAAACUCAAGGCCGUCCUGGCGCAUCAAGUUAAGCUCAACAGGGCCUUGUUAGGGGUCAUCCAAGAUGAAUAUGCGCUUAGUCAGGAGAAGAAAUUCGUGUUUGCAAGCCCACCAACGAUGCCUACGCGGACGACUCUAGCAAAAGGUAAGAGGCGUCUCUGUGUUGUAGGGGUAUAUUACAAUCUGAUCGCCGAUAAAAAAAAAUGUAGCGAUGUUCUUGUGCUCCAGAAUCGACAGCAGUAUUUAUCGUAUCACUGA